UCGAUAAAAUCCAAGUACUUCCGAAUCUAAUUAAAAAUGGCUGCUUAACUUGGAAAUCGAAAUUUAUUCGAAAUAUUUUUAUAGGUUCUGUAUUCUGUCCUCAAUACUGACUUAAUUUUCCUUUGAAAUGGAUACAGGAUGGACACCAGGUGGUCACCGCAGUAAACAAAGAUCUGCUGCUAAAGACCCAUUAGAUGAUUUACUUGGAGAUCUUCUAGAUGAUGAUACAGGAAGCCCACCAAAAAAGCCUUCAAAUGGCAAUGCUGGCAGACAACAAUUUCCUGCAAAGAAACAAAGCUCUAAAGAUGAAGAUUUCUAUAGUAGCCUGGCUCAGGCAGCAGAAGAUGCUGAAUUAUCAGAUGUUUCUGAAGCAGAUGUUAAUAAAAUGGCUAAAAGCAUAGCAGAUCUUGAUGACUUGGAUGCUGAUCUGUUUCAAGCAGCAGGUGGUAGCACUAAAACACCUAAGCGUGGAAGUCUUAAGGAUAAAACUGGCAAGAGCGGGACCCCUCGAAGAUCUGGUACACCAAGGUCAAGAAGUGGGACACCUAGAGCUUCCUCUCCUCCACUGAGGAUGACCUCACCUGGUAACAGAGUAAUCUCCCCUUCACAUCAGAGAGUUACUUCCCCUCAAGGACGGGGCACUCCUACAAGCACUGGCAGGGACACUCCUGGAAGUCAACACUCGGGAAUCGAUUCAAAUAGACCAGGCAGUGGGUCUAAAAAACCUUCAUCUCUCAGAAGAUCAAAAUCCCCAACAACUGAACCAACUGUAGAGUACAGGCCUACCACUGCUCCUGGCAAAAUGACUGAUUUGAAUGAAAGGGCAAGUGUUGGACUCAAGCCUGGCCAGGAGCAAGAAAGACCAAGGACAGUACCUAAAGCAAAGUCAAUUGACUUUGGAGAUUUUGAUGCAGACGACCCUCUGGCUGGUAUUCCUCUAUCUGAUGAUGAGGAAGAUUUCGGGAUACCAGCAAAAAAAGCAGCACCUAAACAACAGGUGACAAGACAAAAAUCCAGUGAAAAUAUUUCACCAAGAGCUGCUGCAGCUGUUACCAUCGACACUAAACUAGAAUCCCCUCGACAGAGGACUUUGUUUGACAGACCUCCCACUAGGAGUGGAAGUACAAAGACCGAAACACCAGACAAAGAUCAGGAACCAGCCCCAGUACAGAAACAAAGUACACCUAAACCUGCUCUAACUAAGAAGAAGUCAGAAGACGCCUUAUUCAGUGAUGAUGAUGACUUCCUUGGAGGCCUUGGAAUAGAAGAGAAAGGUGCCGCCCCUAAACCCAAAGCUAAACUACCGGAUGAUGAUGAAGACAGUAGGCCAGCUAAGUCAGCAAUGGAUAAACUUCUCGGGAAAAGUUCCGUGGCAAAACAUCUGGAACCAACUAAAGAAAGAAGAGAAUUUGUCCUUGAUGCAAAAUACACACAGCCACAAGGUGGUCAGGAGGCAGAGGAUGACUUCUUGUUUGGGAGUUACAUGCCUUCAGCGGUGGGCUCUAACAGUUCAAGACCAACGUCUCGUAGAUCUGUUAGGUUUCAAGAUGAUGAUGAUAUAUUUGGCUUGAACGAUGAUCCGCCUAAAUCUAGUAUGACAAAGAAACCAGUUGAGGAUGACAGUAUGGACUGGUUAGAGAUGGCCACUGGAGGGAAAACUCCAGAUAAAACUUCAGAUAAAACUCCAGCCAAACAGGUGGAGCCUCCUGUACAGAAAAAGGUAGAGGCUAAACCAGUGACUCCGCCUAGCAAGUCAACAAAGGCAGCUGAUUGGCUAGGACUAAAGAGUGAUGAUGAAGAGGAGGAAUAUGAUUUCCUGAAAGCAUCCUCAUUCUCUGCUCCUGCCAGACAAGGGCAACCAUUGUUACAGUCUCAACCUAAGCCAGCUCAACAACCUAAACCUCAAGCUGUUUCUAGCCCAGCACCAGCCAAGCAACCAGAACCUAAACUGUCUCAGUCUGGUGGGAAAAAAGAUGAUUACCUUGGUCUUGGCGAUGAAAUAGACCCAAGUAAACUACUGAGUAGUAAGAAACCAUUGUUUGAGUCAGCAGUAAGGAGAAAUCAGAUGAAUAUGUCUCCAAGAUUCAAGAAAGAAGGUCAGAGAAAAAGCCCUAGAAGCCCUGAAAGGAAACUUUUAGAGACAAGUCCCCGUUCCAAGUCUUUAUUGGAGCAACUGAAAACACUUCCAUCAGCACAACCACCUGAACAACAACAACAGCCAGUAUCUGGUAUGCAGCAGUCAGCAAUACAAACAUCUCCAGUACCAAACUCAAGUCAACAACAGCAGCAGCCAGAAACUGAGCAAGCUGAAGAUGAAUUAAACUCAUCAACAGAUUUCUUUAGUUUUAAGAGGAAGGACACAAGCAGGGACCAGUCUGCUGAUUUACAGACUGGUUUACAACAGACAGGUUCGACUCAAACCAGUCUACCACAAAGUCUACCACAGACUAGUUCCUUGCAGAUGGGAAUGCAACCAGACUUUACAGUUCAAGCCAGUAUCCAGUCUACUCAGAAUAUGGGAUUCCCAUCUAGCUCCCAGCAGUAUCAGACUGGUAUUCCAAGUAUGCCAGAUAUGAUGACUGGUUCUCAGAUGUCUGGUACCCAGCAGUUACAACAACAACAGCAACUUCUGCAGCGUCAGCAGCAAAUAAAACAGCAACAGAUAAUGAAACAGGUACAGCGACAGCAACAAAUGUUGCAGAGACAGCAACAGCAAUUUCAACAGCAAUUACAGCAACAACUUCAGCAACCACUUGUCCCAGAAGCACAGUUAUUCAGCACAGGAAGUUCAAUGUUUAUGGAUGACAUGAGUUUUGGUCUGGCAGGCCAGGUGGAUCUUGAUGCUCAGUCCAAGAUCCGACGUUUAGAGGUUGAGCUACAGUAUGCUAAAGAUAUCUUGGCCAGUACUAAACUGAGGUACGAGGAAGAAAUUGCAGCCAUAGAAACAUCAUUCAAGAACAGAAUUGCUCUCCAAGAGGAAACUCACACUAAAAGAGAGCAAAGAUGGAGGGCAGAGAAUGAAGCAUUAUUAAAUCAACAAUUAUCAAAGAUGAAACAGAUGGAGGAUCAGAAGUCAGAUAUAUUAUCUAACAUGUACAAAAAACUGGAGGAAAGUGAGAAAGAUAAAGCUCAAGAAAUAGAAAAACUCAAAGAAAUACAAAGGUCGUUAAUAGCAGCUGUUGAACUAAUCAAUAAUAAUGCCAAAGAUUUAGGAGAUUUACAGCAUAAGGUGCAAAACUGGCAUGCUCAAGGUCUAGAUGACAGAGAGAUAACUCUUAGAGCUAAAGAUGAACAACUUAAAAUGUUACAAGAUCGUCUAAACAAGCAGCAGGAAGACAAUGAUCAGGAACGUCAGAGACUUCAGGAGCUUGUAGCGCGUCUAGAGACACAGAUUAGAGAACAAACACGCAUGCUCGAGGAGGAAAGAUGGAAGGUAAAACAAGAGCAGUCUAGAUUACAAGGGUUACAGACGGCAUUAGAGGAUGAGAGGAGAGCCUGGAGUGAUCAUCAAGCUAGAGAAAGAACUAACAUGGAAAAAAGUAGAGCAUUAUUGGAGGUAGACAAAGAUCAAACACUUUUGGGCACAGUAUAUCAUAAGGAAACCCAAAACAGGGCGGGGCCCUAGCAGAGGAACCCCAAGUCAGUUUUGCCAUGAAAAGAAAUGGCGAAGGAAGAAGGUGGCCAGUAUCAGAUCAAGUCAGCACAAGCUAAAGCUGAAUUUGAGGCCCUCACAAAGGCUAUAGCUGAGGCCCGGGACAGGUAUGAAUCUAUGAAGGAAACAAACAGAAAUGAGGAGGAUCGUCUACAAGAGGAGAGGAGAAGAAUGGAGAAAGAGAGAAAUAAGAUGGAAAAUAAGGAAGCUGAGCUGAUGGAAGCCGCUAACAUGAUACAAGAAAAAUCUCGCGAAAUAGAAGAUACAUAUACUGAAGGACAGAGAAAGUUUGAGGAAGGAAUGGUGGCUCUAGCAGAAGCACAGAGAAUUGAGAGUGAGGAAGGAAAGAGAAUUGAUACAAUCAAUCAUCAGCUUAAUCUACUUAAAAUGAAGGAGAAAGAAAUGGCAGAUGACCAGAAGUACUUGGAAGAGCAGAGUUUAUACCUACAGACAUUGAAAUAUAUGCCACAUUCCUCUCCCAAAAGCUGAAUCUCAUCAUUACUGCAGUUUAUAAUGUGUACUUUCAAUGUAAUAUAAUUUCCAGAUAUGAACAUUACAAAAACAUUUAACAUUUUUACACUGUAGAAAGAUAUUGCCAACUAGAAACAAAUUCUGAACCAUUGCAGCAAUAUGACCUACCUAUGCAACCAUUAUAAAGUCAGACCAUCUUACAAUCUAGUUACACUAUACAUGUAUAUUGUUUGCUGCUCAAAUUUUGUGUUUUGAUGUUGAAAUCCCUUUGACUUACUAAUAGACUGAUCCAUGCUUCAAGCAAGUCAAAGUGGUCAGAUUUUCAUGCUUUCAUAUUUUAUUUUUCGAUUUGAAAGCUUGUGAAUUGAAAUCAUCAGUUUUGACUUUGUGAUAAGUGUGCAUAGAUUUUAUAGGAAUGUUUUUGGACAAGUUGUAAUAUGUAUGGAAUUACUAGUAGGAUUUAGUAUCCAUAAUGUAUUCAACACCAAAUAAUUAUUUUAUAGUUUGUAUAUUUGGACUUCAUCUUCUUAAAAGUUAAUGAUUAUGAGUAUUUGAUUAUUCAGGUGUAACAAAAAUUUUGGAAUUAUCCACAGAAUAAAAAGUAUUCAGCUACUAUCUUGUAGUAAUUAACUGUAGUUUAACUGUUAUAUAACUUAACUAGAAUGUAAUUUUUGUUGAUUGGCAGAUAAAUCUUUGUGUGGAUAAUCUAUAGCACAUUAAAUUGUUGAAAAGUUUAUUUAUAGCUCAUAACAGUGUAGAAAAUCUAUUUAUAGUGAAUACUGUUUGCAGAAAAUCUGUUUAUAUUGUAUAUUGACAUAGAAAAUCUAUUUUUAGGUCUUGGAGAUAGUAUAAUUAGAUCUAGCAAAUAUGUGUCUUAAGGUCGUAUAAAAUGAGCUCAGUGCCAUUUAAUAUCUGUAGUAUUUAUCAAAGUUGCAGCUAUGUUUUUUGGUCUGACAUUUUGCAUUAUUUUGAUUUAUUUUUCGUGUUGGACAUUUUACAUUAUUUUGGCACAUUUUACAUUAUUUUAGUGCCAAACCUCCAUUUGUUUCCAUUUCUUGUGCCUUACCUAGAUCUGUAGAGCAUGUUAAAUGCCUUAUUAUCCUUCAAAAACAUGUUUUUCCCCACAGCAUUUUACAGAGUUGUAUUCUCAUUGUCCUGUGAUACAAGUCAGCAAUAAAACUUUGUACACUUACAUAUAAACAUAAAGGGAAAAAUGAAGCAAUUUCAUGAUUGGAAAUUUCAUGAGGUUAUUAAUAACAUUGACUUUUCAUAUACAUGUAUAUAUAAAAAUUAUAUAUAAAUCAAUGGGAAAGGUUACCCAUGGUACAUAUAAAAAUAUUUUUUAAUUUUUAUAAGGUUUGUGAAGAUUGCAGAAAAAUUGGUAAUGUGAUAAAAAUGAUUUGAUGGUAUUUGUUUGUUUUUGUUUUUUUUAAACUGAAUUACAAAGCAUUAAAUGCUCAUCAGAUUCUUGCAUUUUUAUUUAAAUUGUUUGAUAAAUUCAUUCAAGAUCCUCGUGUUGUAUUCUUAUUUAUUAUAUUGUAAGUUUUCUGAUGAAUAUAAAGUGUAUCAACUCAAGAUAUAUAUACAUAAGCGAUAGUUGUCUGUAACCCAUGCUCGAUAUUUGCUCGAGUUGGGAUGUCAAGAAUGUGCGCUGAUUUUAUGUUUACAUACACCUAAGAAAAAUUGUUCCUUUAGUUUUGUCCAGAUUUUCUGUAUGUAUUUUUACAUAAGGUGUAUAAUUAAAGGAGAAUUAUACAAGUUUUGGUAUUCUGUUGGAUUGCAUCACACAUUGUGUAAAGUUGUAUAUGUUCACACUAGCAUGUACACACUCAAAAAAUUGUGUAAAGUUGUAUAUGUUCACACUAGCAUGUACACACUCAAAAAAUUGUGUAAAGUUGUAUAUGUACACACAAGCAUGUACACACUC
This is a messenger RNA of Ruditapes philippinarum (Manila clam), 6050 nucleotides long. Its product is annotated as fas-binding factor 1-like. The transcript has 26 exons. NCBI's taxonomy places the organism in Eukaryota, Metazoa, Mollusca, Bivalvia, Venerida, Veneridae. Gene Ontology annotation, cellular component: ciliary basal body; ciliary transition fiber; centriole. The record is from RefSeq and is a predicted model, not a curated record. Gene Ontology annotation, biological process: cilium assembly; establishment of epithelial cell polarity.